Aureobasidium subglaciale EXF-2481 is the source of this 1320-nucleotide messenger RNA. RefSeq lists its product as uncharacterized. NCBI's taxonomy places the organism in Eukaryota, Fungi, Ascomycota, Dothideomycetes, Dothideales, Saccotheciaceae. The coding region runs from base 1 to 1320 and encodes 439 amino acids. The transcript has a single exon. The record is from RefSeq and is a predicted model, not a curated record.
AUGUCAUGGCAGGCUCUCACAUUCCAGCCUCAGCUACCGCCUUAUUGCACACCGACAAAUGACUUCCUAUCUCGAUUCUCGAGUACCUUCCAUACAUGCGUACCGACGCCCCUGGCCUUCAUAUCAACAACAUUAGGCGUCCUCUCAAUCGUAUCGUGGCUGUUUGCCCAGAUGCCACAGAUUUACAAGAAUUACACGAUAAAGAGCACAUCCGGUCUUUCCAUCUUCUUUCUGGUAGAGUGGUGUGCAGGAGACGUCAGCAACCUACUUGGAGCCAUCUUUACGAAGCAGGCGACAUGGCAGAUGAUAGUAGCCGGAUACUACUGUCUGGUGGAUUUCAUGCUCGUUGCUCAGUGGGUUUGGUACGAGCGUCUCCGACAUGGCUAUAGAAUCCGCCAGGUAUGGCCUGACAGAAAUGGUGGCAACAACUCGGGCAGGGACCAAGAGAUGAUCAUUGAGGGCGUGCCGGCUAUGAGUCGCGAGAACACCUUUGAGAGUAACGACAGCCCGGAAAGAAAGAGCUCGGCCAAGGAUAUCAAUGCAUCUGGCAACGGAAAAGCAGGCAUGUGGCGCAUGCCAGUCUUUGGAGACGUCAGCGAGAAGUACGGCUCCAAGAGCCCUCGCACCAUCAACCGCGUCGUAGCCUCUUCUUCUUUUCAAUCGCCAUCUCCACGCACUAUCCUGCUACUGGCUUGCUUGAUCUCUCUCGCUCAGGCAUCACCCCUAAAGUCCGCUAUCCACCACCCUCACCACCACCACCAACCUGCCAACAAGAUCUCAGAUCUCGAAGCCGCCGGCACCGUUCUCUCCUGGGUAUCAACCCUUCUCUACCUCGGCAGCCGUCUCCCCCAACUCUACAAGAACUGGGCCAGGAAAUCGACAGCCGGACUAAGCGCCCACCUCUUCAUUGCCGCGUUUUUCGGAAAUCUCUUCUACAGCACCAGUAUGCUCACGAACCCAAAUCUAUGGUCUGACGCACCUGCUCAUGGCCUUCAUGGUUGGGUGGGAAGUGCAGCAAAUGUGCGUUAUGACUGGCUCAUGCGUGCUUUGCCUUUCUGGCUGGGUGCUGCGGGUGUACUCGUCAUGGAUGCAGCUGUGGGAGUGCAGUUCCUCAUGUACGGCGAGAGUGAAGACUCGAAAGUCGUCGUGCUCGAGGAAUCGGGUCGUGAAAACUGGCGUUGGCGUAGAGUCAGCGGUUGGAUGCGUGGCUGGGUCCCCAGCUUUGGCGAGCCGGUUGGCAGAGCAGGAAGUGAAGAGGAAAGAGAUUCUCUGCUUCCUCGCGCACCAACUCGGGAUUAUGGGGCUGCUUCUAGAGCUUGA